GUAUUGGAAUGAUGGCCUUGGUAACACGAACAAUUUCAGGAUAUUUGGUACCUCCAAGCCAGAUCUUCCAAAAGUUUGACAUCUUUGAACUUCACUUUUCAUCUACAAUAGAAUCCUUGGAGCUAGGUUUAUUUGAGACUUACCUGUUGCUGGUAAAAUCAAGAAUCAAAAUUGUCAACCAAGAGCUGAAUAGUUUAACUCAAGAUAAACACAUCAACCGCAGAAGACGAAUCAACUGUUCUAACGACGUCACGAAAAAACUAAAAAAAUUGAGGAAACUGCAUUGGAAGUUGUGCUCCAUUUGCGUGAAGUUGAACAGAGUAUUCGCUUUUCCCCUACUGGUUUUGAUUGGAAUCACGUUUGUGGAGUUCAUGAGCUCUGCAUAUUUUUUCAUGGUGAAUUCUCAAAAGAUUAUAAUGGGAGUUUAUGAUCUGAAAUUUAGUAUUUCCGCUUUUUUUACACCAUUAACAAAAAUUGGCAGUUUGAUAAUUUUGUGUUUGGUGUGUACAGUGACCAGGAAUGAGGUAUUCAAGAGCGCAGAUAUUAUCUUUGACGUGAAAAACAAAUACCAACCAGAAAUCAGCAGAGAGAUUCAGAGAUUUUGCAGACAAAUUCUUCAAUGGAAUUUGAACUUCACCGCAUUCGAUUUCUUCAACAUUGAUAUGACUCUGCUCUAUGAGGUUGUAACGACUGCAACCACUUACCUUACCAUCAUGAUACAGUUUCGGAAGAAUUAAAAGAGAGAAGAUAUUGGUUCAGUCUUCAGAAUAUUCAAAAAUAUUUCAAAAACACAA
Messenger RNA from Leptinotarsa decemlineata (Colorado potato beetle), 794 nucleotides. Its product is annotated as putative gustatory receptor 2a. Lineage: Eukaryota; Metazoa; Arthropoda; Insecta; Coleoptera; Chrysomelidae. Gene Ontology annotation, biological process: sensory perception of taste; male courtship behavior; chemosensory behavior. Gene Ontology annotation, cellular component: membrane; axon; dendrite. The record is from RefSeq and is a predicted model, not a curated record.